CCUGCUAGUGGCUUUUCUUCUCUUCUCUUCUCUUUCCUAUUUUUUUUUCUCUAAGCUCAAUCAGCUUGUAAGGUGGGAGAAGCAGCAGCAGCAGCAGUGGCGAGGCUGGAGCAGGAGGAGGAGAAGGUGUUGCUGAGUCCUAGUUGCCUCCAAGCUAAAUCUCUGCCCCCCAGCAGAAGACUUGAGGGACCCUUCUCUAUGUCACUGUCACACAAGUGCAUCCAUCGGACAGCGUGAAGAAUAAAAGGGGAAGGUGCAGAGGCAGGGCAAUGCGAUAGGAAAGUGAAAAAAUAAAAUUAAAUAGGGGGGGGCUGAAGAAGACUGAGCUUGAUCAAAAACUCCUUUCGUCUCCAUGGGUAGUGCCAGUCGGAAAGUAAGAGCGCCUUAACUCCUUCGACCCCCUUUUCAGGACUCUGCGCCUGGAUAAGGUGAGAAUUCAUUUAGCAAAUUGUGUUUUUCUGUAUCGUUCGCUUUUCACGACAGACCCUCAAAGUCUUCGACUUGUGCAGAACAACCCCCACCACCAUCCAACUCCUGACACCCCCUUGCAGCCUGGAGGUGUCUCGUGAAAAGUUCCCAGCAGGCGUUUAAUUGCUUUCCAUUCAUUGUUUGGCUUUGACAGUUGCCACAGGGGUAAUUUGUGAUCGGGAUAAAGGACACCAAGAGGAGUUUCUUUUUUGCCUUUUCACUCUCUAAGCAUCAGGAUUGUGUCUGGACAAGUUACGACAUUCCCGAAAAUGAAGAUGUUCCUUUUCCACGUUUGCCCUUGAUGAUAUUUGGUUGUAGAACUUUUUCCUUGAAGUGUUCCCAUUGGAUGUAUCGGGACUCGGGAGUUUGGAAGCAGGAAAAAAAUUGCCGUUGUUUUCUUUGCUUCGACCCCUAGGAAGGAGAUUUGACUCCAAUCGGAGAUAUGGGUCGGAUUAAGAAGACCAAGUUGGUUUUUGGAGUUUUAUUCCUUUUUAAAUUGUUGGCGGAUUGGUGCCAGUUUGCAGCUGGAGAACUGGAGCAAGACACAUCUUAUUUCAUCAGUCCCCCCAUAUCCAGAGUGGAUGAAAGUGUUUCCGUGGACUUGCACUUGUCCAGGCACAGAUGGAGGAGGCAUUCCGUGGACACAAACCGUCCCAGCACUGUUCAUGACUUCUCUGAAGCCGCCGGUCUUUCAGAUUUGUUUUUGGAUGAAGGAAAUGAUAAUGGAACAGAUAUUGAGGAGGAUAGAGAUCAUAAAUAUUACACCUCCAGAAUAUUUGGUCCAUUGGACCCUGCCAGCCGGGAUUUAUGGGUCAACAUAGAUGAAAUGGAAAAAGAGAAGGUCAAGAUUCAUGGAAUUCUUUCCAAUACACAUCGGCAAGCAGCUAGAGUGAACCUGUCAUUUGAUUUUCCAUUUUACGGCCAUUUUCUGCGUGAGAUUACCGUGGCGACUGGGGGUUUUAUCUAUACGGGGGAAGUUGUGCAUCGGAUGCUCACAGCAACUCAAUAUAUUGCUCCCUUGAUGGCGAAUUUUGAUCCAAGCGUGUCCCGGAAUUCUACGGUCAGAUACUUUGACAACGGUACUGCACUAGUAGUUCAGUGGGAUCACGUUCACUUGCAAGAUAACUACAGCCUUGGGAGCUUCACUUUUCAAGCCACCAUAAUCAACGAUGGCCGGAUAGUGUUUGGAUACAAGGAAAUCCCGGUACCGGUAAUGGAGAUAAGCUCUACCAAUCACCCUGUGAAAGUGGGACUGUCAGACGCCUUUGUGGUGGUGCACAAGAUUCAGCAGAUUCCAAAUGUUCGCAGAAGAACGAUUUUCGAGUAUCACAGAGUGGAGUUGGAAAUGUCUAGGAUAACUAACUACUCAGCGGUGGAAAUGUUACCUCUUCCAACUUGUCUCCAGUUUAGCAGCUGUGGCACUUGUGUCAGAUCCCAGAUCGGCUUCAACUGCAGCUGGUGCAAUAAUCUCCAAAGAUGUUCAAGUGGGUUUGAUCGUCACCGGCAAGAUUGGGUAGAAAAUGGAUGCCCAGAUGAGUCAAAAGAUAAAGUAUGCGAAGACUUAUUUCCAACUACCCAAGUCCCACAUCACACCACUUCUGGACCUCAUGGCACAACCGUCAGACAUUUUACUACAACGGCAAAGCUAACAACAUCACACCUGCCAAGCAGCCUCCCCACAGAAGAUGACACAAAGAUUGCGCUACACCUCAAAGACAACAGAGCCUCAACAGAUGACAGCGCGGAGGAGAAGACGCACGGCACGCUGCACACGGGAUUAAUUAUAGGGAUACUCGUACUGGUUCUCGUUGUUGCUGCUGCCAUCCUUGUAACAAUUUACAUGUACCAUCAUCCGACAUCAUCUGCUAGCCUCUUUUUUAUUGAGCGACGUCCCAGCCGGUGGCCAGCAAUGAAGUUCCGGAGAGGAUCUGGACAUCCCGCUUACGCUGAAGUAGAACCUGUUGGCGAAAAAGAAGGUUUCAUUGUAUCCGAGCAAUGCUGAGUCCUGUGUGUGGAACAUUACAUCAGUACUGGUUUCUGGUGUCAGACCCAUAAAUUUUACAUAUAUUUUCCAAGAAAAAAAAGUGCUGUGAGCUACCUGUCUGGAGACAGAAAGAGAGCUUCUCAUGAUCACUGAUCAGGAAGAAAGAUUUCUUCACUCUGAAAUAUAAAGGACACUCACGGUCAUCUUCCUAUGGUGGAAAUACGUAGUAGGUCCUGGGCAUCGUAGCUGGACAACAGUAGUGAAUGGACAAUGGCUCUUCUACUGGCUACAGAAGAGACUCCGAACAAACCUGUGCACUAACCGGAGCUCUCCAUACAACAAUGUUCCUAUGGCUUGUGCAUUUUAUUCAGCUCACAUGGACGAAAGCUUGUGCAGCAUAAAAAUUGCAAAUGAACAGAUGAAAGCCACAUGAUCAUACUGAGGAGAAUGGCAAACACGUGGCUCUGGAUAUAUGAUUUUUUUUUUAUAUUUCUAUAAGGGUGCACAUAGGCAUCAAUGAUCCAUAUACAAAAAUAAUAAAUGGCUCUUUGAUGUCUACUACGUAUUGUGCUUUUCCUGCAUAUUACAAAUGUGGCCAAAGUGAUAUCUCUUUUUUUUUUUUUAUUGAUGUCUAAAAAUAAAUUGCCCCACAAGUAAUCUUUAGUGGUCAUCAAGAUUGUAGUCAUAUAGGUUUGUGAUUGAAUGUGGGAUGACCAUUACCAGGUAAUGUUUUUAAAUAUUCAAAGUGAUGGCGAGGCAAGAUGGCAGCUGGGUGGUCAAUGUCUUUGGUGUAAUGACGCUAUCCAUGGUCCUGAAGGAAGGUUUUAAGGGGCUGUAUGUUCCUGUCCUGUGUAACAAGUAUGCCUAGGAUGAAUAAAGCAAUAUAUUUGAUAAAUAAUUAAAAAUCUGAUGCUUUUUGUGGGGAAGAGUGUUCUCUGAAUUGUAAUGCAUCAGUCUGGGUUUUCUUGUUUCAAUGCAAAGACUUAAAAUGUAUGUCAAGGAAAAAUAAAAUAAAAUAUGCAGUUCCAUGUUU
Molecule: messenger RNA, 3485 nt
Organism: Rana temporaria (common frog)
Lineage: Eukaryota; Metazoa; Chordata; Amphibia; Anura; Ranidae
Gene: PLXDC2
Product: plexin domain containing 2
Exons: 14
Coding region: 911-2470 (519 amino acids)
Source: RefSeq, a predicted model, not a curated record